Molecule: messenger RNA, 980 nt
Organism: Coregonus clupeaformis (lake whitefish)
Lineage: Eukaryota; Metazoa; Chordata; Actinopteri; Salmoniformes; Salmonidae
Product: CD209 antigen-like protein 2
Exons: 5
Coding region: 238-885 (215 amino acids)
Source: RefSeq, a predicted model, not a curated record
UGGUUAGAGCCUUGAAACAUCCUGCCACCUGCUGUGGGCCACAGACAGAGAACAGAGAAGGACCAGAUUUAGACACAUCAGACCAACUAUUCAACUACUACACAGUCAGAAAGGUAAUCAGAAGUAAGUUAAUACUGUAAGUAAAAGUACGUUAGAAUCAUAGAUAUUACAAUAAGAGGUCAGACAGACUGAAUUAGUUGAUUAAUUGGGAUAAUCAUUAAAAUAAGGUUAGUUAAGAUGGUCGACUACGUCAACAAACAGGUUAUUGAAUUAAACGAGAACAGAGCAACGAGGAGAAUGACGACUGAGACCCAUCUCUCAGAUGGAAGAACAAGAGUUUACAGGCUUGCUGCUGUGUGUUUUGGGAUGCUGUGUAUUCUACAAGUCACUCUCAACAUCUUCCUGAAGCUGGCUUUCUGUACUGAAAGAGUGGUGGAAGAGAAGGACAUGGCGGUCCCAAAUAGGACUGGGUUGGGGUGUCCUGAAGGAUGGAGGCUGUCAGGAUCCAGCUGUUACUUCCUGUCUACUGAGAGGAAAACCUGGGAGGAGAGCAGACAAGACUGUUUAGAGAGAAAAACAGACCUGGUGAUUGUAAACAGCAUAGAGGAACAGAAAUUCCUCACUGAAUUAAACAUGAAUAUUGAUAGUGUCUGGAUCGGUCUGACUGAUAUAGAGACAGAGGGGACCUGGAAAUGGGUGGACGAUACACCACUGACCACAAGGUACUGGGGGAAAAACCAGCCGGAUAAUGGUGCUAUUCUUAUAAUACACAUAGGAGAGGAAGACUGUGUUGAGAUUAAUUAUCGGUAUCCUGGCACUGUAAAUAAAUGGAACGACAUAAGAUGUAACUCUCAAUUUAACUGGAUUUGUGAAAGGGUGAUUUAACAAGCAAUAGCUAAUUAUGUACAGUAGCAUUGCAUGCAUGCAUGCCUGCCUGCCUGCCUGCCUGCCUGCCUGCCUGCCUGCCUCUCUCUCUCUCU